Molecule: messenger RNA, 2119 nt
Organism: Setaria italica (foxtail millet)
Lineage: Eukaryota; Viridiplantae; Streptophyta; Magnoliopsida; Poales; Poaceae
Product: pentatricopeptide repeat-containing protein At4g11690
Exons: 2
Coding region: 237-1469 (410 amino acids)
Molecular function (GO): protein binding
Source: RefSeq, a predicted model, not a curated record
GGCCCUGUCUCUUCUCCCCCUUCUCCUCUCUUCCUCCCGACGCAGACCGAGCGACAAUGCGGCGUGGGGCGCCUGGCUCUCGGAGCUCUUGGACUCGGGGAGAUGGGGAUGAUCUCGCCCUCCGGCGGUAGGUAGGGAGGCCGUCCUACCUUCCCUUAUUGGUAGGUCUGCCACUGCGAGAAACAGGCCAGACCCCGGAAACGGCAGGUGAAGCUGAAGGUUUCACGCGGACUCCGAUGGCGGUGACCACGGCCGCGGCCGUGCGCCGGCUCUGCGCCACAGGACAGGUGCGGUCCGCCCUAGCGGUGCUCGCCCGCGGGGCGAAGUCCGGCGACGCGGCGCUGGACGUGGCCGCGUGCACCGCGCUAGUCCAGGGCUGCUGCAGGAGCGGCGACGUGGCGGAGGCCCGGAGGGUGUUCGACGUAAUGCCGCUACUGGGCGUGGCCCCUAACGAGGUUACGUACACCGCGCUGAUCCACGGCUACUUCGUUCACGGGCACAGAGAGAUGGGUCUCGCCUUGUUUGAGGAGAUGAGGAGGGGCGGGGUCGAGCCGAACCUCUACACCUACAACUGCUUGGUUGGGGAAUGGUGCAGAACGGGGGAGUUCGAGCGCGCUCGUCUCCUGUUCGAUGAAAUGCCCGUGAAGGGCGUCGUGCGCAAUGUUGUCAGCUACAACAUCCUCAUUGCGGGGCUAUGCAGGCACGGCAAGCUGAAGGAUGCAGUUCAGCUGCUGGAAGUGAUGAGAAGGGAGGGCAUCCGUCCAAGCAUGGUGACAUUCAACCUUCUUGUUGAUGGUUAUGGAAAAGCUGGGAAAAUGUCCAAUGCCUUGCAUUUCUUCAACCAGAUGAAGGCGUCAGGGUUCCCACCUACUGCAGUGACAUACAACACGCUCAUUGCUGGGUUCUGUCGUGUUAGAGAUAUAGCCCGGGCGAUCAGAGCUUUCGCGGACAUGAAGGAGCGUAAUUUGGCUCCAACAAAAGUGACAUACACCAUACUCAUUGAUGCAUUUGCUAAGGAAAAUGAAAUGACCAGGGCAUUCGAGAUGCUUUCAGAGUUGGAGAAGACUGGUCUGGAGGUGGAUGUGCAGAGUUAUGGUGUUCUCCUGCAUGCACUCUGCAUGGAAGGGAGGAUGGUGGAAGCCAGGAAGCUGUUUCAGUCAAUGGACUCGAAAGGUGUCAAGCCAAAUAAUGUGAUCUAUGACAUGAUGAUCUAUGGGUAUGGGCGCGAAGGUAGCUCAUAUAAGGCUCUGAGGCUGAUCAUGGAAAUGAGGAGGAUUGGGUUGGUCCCAAAUGUUGCUAGCUAUUGCCUGACGAUUCGUCUUCUCUGCAAUGAAGGAAAGUGCCAGGAGGCGGAGACCUUGGUUGAUGACGUGGUGUGUGCUGGUCUACAAACAAGUGAAUCCAUCCACAGAGUAUUAUUGGACGUUAAAGCAAGAUUGGAUGAUUCUACAGAUGUCCCUUUUACUUAAUGUAGUCAAGCACGUUGUUUCUGUUAUCUGCCAGGUCAUAUGUUACUAUAGUUAUCAUGCCAGUGGGAAGAUGGUAUGCAAAGGAGCAACCCAACAUAGGGAAGCUGAACUGAAAUCUGUCUUGUAGCAACAUUUUAGUCCUUUAUUGAACAUCCCUUCAAGACUAGCCAGAGUGGUUGGCUCCUAUUUGCACAUCAGUGAAAGAUAAAGAUCCACGUGCUGAAACGUUUUCCUGCCAGAGGAAGAGGUCAACCUUGGAUAUGCUGGAUGAGUUCCUCAAGGCUCAAGUCUGAUUUUUCCAUUGUCCAUCAGAGGUCAACCAUGAAUAUGCUAGAUGAGUUCCUGCUUAUACGCAAUGAUUGGUUGCCAGCCACAUUUUGGUUUUUGUUAACUGCAUGUCAUUUUCUCAUGACAAAAACAAUAACAACUAUUUCCUGUUCAUACAGUAUUUCACCUGAACGAGAUUCCUGUACAUGUGCUUGACUAGAAUAGCCUUUCAGAUUGCUCUGUUGUGAUACCUGUUUGGUGUUUGCUCAAACGGAUCUUUGUCUAUCAAAUCAAGUCUUAGAGCAGCGGCAUAUCUAGCAGAAGAUUAUUGUACUGUUCUUUAAAAACAUUUGUGUUACUUCAAGUUGCCAGUUAAACGCUCU